Nicotiana attenuata is the source of this 3165-nucleotide messenger RNA. RefSeq lists its product as uncharacterized. The coding region runs from base 1577 to 3037 and encodes 486 amino acids. The record is from RefSeq and is a predicted model, not a curated record. The transcript is spliced from 10 exons. Lineage: Eukaryota; Viridiplantae; Streptophyta; Magnoliopsida; Solanales; Solanaceae.
UUCUCUUUAAUCCCUUCUAAUUUUACAUUAUGUUGUUUUUGUGGACCAAUCUUUACCAGCAAAUAUAAUCCAAUUUUCCAUGCAAGUUACUCUGUUUAUAAAAUUUAUUACAUCAAUACAAAAUAUCAAGACUUUUCCAUCUUUGGUUUCACUAUUUUCUUGUUAUUGUUUAUCUUUCAUUUGAUCAUUGAUAUUGAUUGAAGGGAGCCUUGGCGUAACUGAUAACGUGCAACGCCACGUGACUAGGAGGUCACGGGUUCGAGCCGUGGAAACAGUCUCUUGCAAAAAUACAAGGUAAGACUGCGUACAAUAGACCCUGUGGUCUGGUCCUUCUCAGACCCCGCACAUAGCGGGAGCUUAGUGCACCGGGCUGCCCUGCCCUUUGUGAUCAUUGAUAUUGAUUGGUUUUUAUGAUCAGAUCAGGCAAGUUCCAGCUUGUAUAUUUCCUCUCGUACUUUGUUCUUAUAUGAAGACAGCUUUUAAAUUCUAGUUGACCUUUUAGUUCUAUUUUAUCACUGCAUGCCAAAAAUGAUUUCUUUAUUUCCAAAUCAUGACCCUUCAAAAAAGUUCCAUUUUUUCCUAAAUUUUAUACUAUAUCUCUUUUUCUCUGAAUUUAAAGAUAUGAUUUUUAUUUGUUCAUGAUUUUACAAGAUUGCUUUAUCUCUACAAUACUUUAGGUAUUCUUGUUUGUCAUUUGUUGUUGUUUUAUAUCAUUCUGGCUUGUGAUUGAGACCCUUCAGCCAUUACAGCUAACUUUCUAAUGCUUACUUAAUUCAUUUUGUGGUUUUUAAUGGUUUUUGACUAAUUUUACAAUAUUCAUCUUGUUUUACUGUUUCAAUCCUGAGAUAUUUCCUGAAUGGGAGCCUUGGAGCAACGGUAAAGUUGUGUCCGUGUGACCUAUAGGUCACGGGUACUGAUACUUGCAUCAAGGUAGGCUGCCUACAUCACAUCCCUUGGGGUACGGCCCUUUCCCGGACCCGUGCACUGGGCUUCCCUUUUAAGCCUAAGAUAUUUCCUCAUUUUCUUGAUAUCCUGACAUGGGAGCUAUCAAAAAGUGAAAAUCAUGCUUGAACUAUAGCAGUCUUAAUCAGACGCGGGAGCUCAGUGUCUUUUAAUAUUUUGUUGUCAAAAAUAUCUUUCUAGCUUCAAUCAGUUAGCUUUCACAUGGGUGGAGUAGAUUGACUUCUGCCUAACAAUCAACAUCUAAUUAUUGUCUUAAAUGUGUAUAGUUAUGUAUCUUUGAUAUGUAGGAUUCACCAAAUAGGUCAUUUAGCCUUUAGUUCUUUCAGGGAAUGCAUUUAGAAGUUGAUUUUACCAUUUUUUUGGCAUGUAAUGUAAUGAAUGAUUAAUACUUUACAACUUCAAAAAAUACAAGAAUAGUAAUGUUUGUUUGUCCAUAUCUAAAGUGCCUUUCUUGGUGUUUUUGAAUGCUAUAAUCUUGCAGUUUGUUGAUACAUACAAAGGAGGAAGGCAGUGUUUCUUGUUGGAAUUUUGAACUGAUCUUGCAGUUUUGGUUGGUAUAUGCAAAGGAGGGAAGGGAGUAUUUUUCUUGGAGUUGUGAACUUAGUCUUGAGAUAUGGGUGGAUGCGUUUCGAGUCCAACUAAGAAGAUAAAGUUAAAGACAAAGUACAUUCCCAAGUCUCGUAGAUUUCGAAGAAAGGCGCCAUCAUCUGUUUCUGUUGCACCGAUAGAGCAACUUACUGGUGUGAGAAACUAUGUAAGAGAUGUUGAUGUUGGUGAGUUUGUCACAAUAGAUUAUGAGGACAGGGCUGCACCUAUUGGCGGAGGGGAUUGCGUGUUAAAUCCAGCGUUUCAUCUCUCCCAAAACUAUCAUCAUGUUGAUGUAACUGGAAUAAGCCAAGAGGAAGCGUGGUUUGAUUCUUUCAGUGUCCUUGAAUCUGAUUCAGAUGAAGACUUCACUAGUGUUCUUGGGGAAAUUUGCCCUUCACUCGUCGUUGCUGCUGGAAGCGCAUUAGAUCAUCAAAGUCGAAGCGAAAGCACGUCACACUUUGAUCAGACCAUCAAGAACAAUGAUAUAUCAUGUGUAGAUGGAAAUUUUACUAAGCGGAACAACGUUGUGGAUGAUACAAUUUUGACAUCUCAAAGAAGGAAGUUAACGGUUGUAACACUUGCUGUUAAUAAGAAACUGCAUGAUGGGGACACGACGACUGAGUUUUGUUCUUCAAGGAGAUUAUUGUAUCGUCCAAGAGCAGGAUUUGUUGUUCCACAUUACAGUGAUAUGAAACCUAGUCAAGGAUGUUGGAGUCGCAUUGCACCUUCCGUAUUUAAGCUUCGUGGCAUGAAUUAUUUCAGGGAUAAAAGGAAAUUUCCUGCCCCUAACUAUUGCCCUUAUGUACCUAUUGGUGUUGAUUUAUUUGUUUGUCCGCGGAAGAUAUCUCAUAUUGCACGGCAUCUUGAGCUUCCCUUUGCAGAGCCACAUGACAAAGUUCCAUCGCUGCUGAUCGUCAAUAUACAGCUGCCUAGUUAUCCUGCUUCAAUGUUCCUUGGGGAAAAUGAUGGGGAAGGAAUGAGCCUUGUACUAUAUUUCAAAGUAUCAGAAAAUUUUGAAAAAGAGAUUUCUCCACAAUUUCAGGACAGCAUAAAGAGAUUAGUAAUGGAUGAAACGGAAACUGUAAAAGGUUUUGCAAAGGACUCAACAGUUCCUUUCAGAGAAAGACUAAAAAUCAUGGUUGGUGUAGCCAACCCUGAUGAUCUUCACUUAAAUCCCGCGGAGAAAAAACUUUUACAUGCGUAUAACGAAAAACCAGUGCUUUCGCGUCCUCAACAUGCUUUCUACAAGGGAGGAAACUACUUCGAAAUAGACCUAGAUGUUCAUCGUUUCAGCUACAUUUCCAGGAAAGGAUAUGAUGCAUUCCGAGAACGACUGAAACAUGGAAUUCUUGAUCUUGGAUUAACAAUUCAGGCGCAGAAGCAAGAGGAGCUGCCUGAGAGAGUUUUGUGCUGUGUUCGAUUGAACAAAAUCGAUUUUGUAAAUCGUGGCCAGAUACCUCAGCUUGUAACUCCUGUUGAUAAUUGAAACAAUUGAGAUUUAGACCAAUAGAUGUAGAUAUUUUGCCACGGGAGGAACUGUGAAUUAUGAAAUGUAACGAUCACACCAAUUUCAUUUGGUUUGCCUGGCAUGAAAUUAUUUUUUCCCAACUCUAA